GAGUUUUUUAAACUUGAUUUUCUUAUUUUUAUUGUUAAUGAGUUAGCGAUAACCUGUAAGUUAUGAUAAGGCCCAAGUUAGAGGUUAUUUGGUACAGAAUUUCUCGUGGUUUCCAUUGGUUUCAAUAGAAGGGUUUUCUAUUGUAAUUCACUAUGCAUAAUUCAAUUAGUGUACCUAAACAAAUUCCUCUUAUUUUGGUGAACGACGUGUUGCUCCCAGGUUCAACUUUAAAAAUAACUGUGACAAGUAGUUCAACUUUUUCACUUUUGAAGAAUUUGCUGAACUCCCACAAUCUUGCCAGUGUUAUAGUUGGGAUCGUACCUAGUGAUGAUGCGGAGACGCUGAACAAGAUAGCGACGGCUGCAGCGGUGACCCACGUGUCGGUCACCAACCACCCGCAGCCGUCCUGCGUGCUGGUGCUGACGGGCCUGUGUCGCAUCGCCAUCAGGAGGGUCGUCAGCGACAGCCCGCACAUCACCGCCCAGGUCCAGCAGCUGGACAACCAGGUCGACGGUGACGAUGAGGACGACGACCCGGGACUGCAGGAGCUGGUAGAGAAGCUGCGAGCCGCCGUCUCGAGGCUGCUGCAGAUGAUGGACCCCAACAGCAGCACCGUCAGCAAGCUCAAGAAAAUGCUGAACGUGCUGCCGGGGUCGCUGCUGGCGGACCUGGUGGCGUCUGCCGUCCCCACGUCGCGGGCGGACAAGCUGGCAGUCCUGGAGACCGUGGACGUCGAGACCCGAGUCAAGCUGCUCCUCCGACUGCUCGGCAAGUAUACCACAGACGCGGAGAAGGGGGCGGGCCCGGGGCUCCGCAGCGGGGCGGGCCGGGUGCUGCUGCAGCGCUCGCCCGCGUCGCUGCACGACAAGCGACAAGGGGCCAGCGACGAACUGGCCGAGCUGGAAGAAAACCUCCGGAGGGCUCGGCUGCCGCCCCACGCGGACAAGGUGGCCCGGCAGGAGCUGGAGCGCCUCAAGAGGAUGUCGCAGAUGAACCCCGAGAGCAGCGUCAUCAGGAGCUACGUGGAGCUGUUCGCCGAGCUGCCCUGGGACAAGGCCUCCUCCGACAGGCUCGACCUGAAGAAGGCCAGCGCGGACCUGGACUCGGACCACUACGCCAUGAAGGCCCUGAAGAAGCGUGUGCUGGAGUACCUCGCCGUGCGGCAGCUCAAGAACAGCCUGCGUGGCCCCAUCCUGUGUUUCGUGGGGCCGCCCGGCGUGGGCAAGACCAGCGUCGGUCGCUCCAUCGCCGGCAUCCUCGGGAGGCAGUUCCAUCGAAUAUCGCUGGGUGGCGUGUGCAAUCAGUCUGACAUCCGAGGCCACCGGCGCACCUACAUAGGGGCCAUGCCGGGCCGUAUAAUUCAAGGGCUUAAGAUAGCGGGCGUCAACAACCCUGUGAUGCUGCUGGAUGAGAUCGAUAAGCUGACGAAGGGCUUCAACGGGGACCCGGCCGCGGCGCUGCUGGAGGUCCUGGACCCGGAGCAGAACUGCUCCUUCGUGGACCACUACCUGAACGUGCCCUUCGACCUGUCCCAGGUGCUCUUCAUCGCCACGGCCAACACCAUCAAGACCAUCCCGGCCGCCCUGCUGGACCGCAUGGAGCUGGUGCACGUCUCCGGCUACUCCCAGGAGGAGAAGCUGCACAUCGCGAGACGCCACCUGCUGCCCAAGCAGAUCCUGGAGCACGGCCUGACGGGCGACCUGCUGCAGGUUCCCGACCCCGUCCUGGCGGGCAUCAUCUCAGGGUACACGCGCGAGGCCGGGGUGAGAUCCCUGGAGCGCAAACUGGGGUCCCUGUGCCGCGCCGCUGCAGUGAGAGUGGUGCAGGCGAAGACUGAGCCCAGCUCUGUUUCUCUUCCGGUCGUCAUCGACGCGGCAGAACUCGAAAACAUCCUAGGGCCGGCCAUCUUCCUGGACAGCGAGCUGUGGUCGCGGGUGGGGCAGCCCGGCGUGGCGGUCGGCCUGGCCUGGACCGCGGACGGGGGCUCCGUCAUGGCGGUGGAGGCCAGCAAGAUGGAGGGCAGCGGGGAGCUGGUGCUCACCGGCCAGCUGGGCAGCGUGCUCAAGGAGUCUGCCCAGCUGGCCCUCAACUGGGUCCGCACCGCCGCCUCCCAGUACGGCAUCAAGCUGGACGGGGAGCUGCUGCUGAGCCUCGACACGCACAUCCACUUCCCCAAGGGCGCGGAGGGCAAGGACGGGCCCUCGGCGGGCGUGACCAUAGCCACGGCGCUGGUGUCGCUGUUCGCCGAGCGCCCCGUGCUGCCGGGGGUGGCCAUGACGGGCGAGAUCACCCUGCGCGGGAUCGUGCUGCCGGUUGGCGGUGUGAAAGAGAAGGUCCUAACAGCACAUCGUGCCGGACUUUCCAAGGUCAUCCUGCCCAAAAAAUGUGAGAAAGACCUGCAUGACGUUCCAGAUAAUGUCAAGAAGGAGCUGAGCUUCGUGUUUGUGAGCCACAUGGACGAGGUGCUGCAGGCUGCGUUCGAGGGGGGCUUCCACGCGGUCUCGCGCGGCCGGCUGGCCAGCAAGCUCUAGUGCCCGUGCGCAGCUCCACUGUUCAUUUAGUUCACACUGUCAGUUGUUGGGCAUACAUUUAUAAACUGUUGAAACUAAUAUAUGUAAGCUUUUUCAUGUAAUUGCAAUGCUGAUUUUGUUUGUAUGUAUAUUACACAAACAUUGUAAAGUA
Messenger RNA from Bacillus rossius redtenbacheri, 2682 nucleotides. Its product is annotated as lon protease homolog 2, peroxisomal-like. The transcript is spliced from 16 exons. Gene Ontology annotation, molecular function: serine-type endopeptidase activity; ATP hydrolysis activity; ATP binding. Gene Ontology annotation, biological process: protein targeting to peroxisome; protein catabolic process; protein processing. Gene Ontology annotation, cellular component: peroxisomal matrix. Lineage: Eukaryota; Metazoa; Arthropoda; Insecta; Phasmatodea; Bacillidae. The record is from RefSeq and is a predicted model, not a curated record. The coding region runs from base 153 to 2531 and encodes 792 amino acids.